Messenger RNA from Micropterus salmoides (largemouth bass), 1796 nucleotides. RefSeq names its product solute carrier family 10 member 1 (gene slc10a1). The record is from RefSeq and is a predicted model, not a curated record. Gene Ontology annotation, cellular component: membrane. The coding region runs from base 321 to 1385 and encodes 354 amino acids. NCBI's taxonomy places the organism in Eukaryota, Metazoa, Chordata, Actinopteri, Centrarchiformes, Centrarchidae. The transcript has 7 exons. Gene Ontology annotation, molecular function: bile acid:sodium symporter activity. Gene Ontology annotation, biological process: bile acid and bile salt transport.
ACACUAAAACCAGUGUUUCUUGCUGUGUUAUAAAGGAUUUGUUUCUCUUUGUUUUUCUGUCUGUGUCACUCUUGUCAUGCUCUGAUUCUUUUUUUUCUGAUUGUAUAAUGAGAAAGAGCAGCUGAAGUGUAGGAUAAUGGGUGACAUAAUGAGAAAACCGUGAAGCUUGGAGAAGCAUUUCAUGAUCCUGAAACCAUUGUGGUUACAUUUGUGGACCAAUUUCAUUUCAACAUUCGUUCUGUGAUGUCUCUCUCUGUCUUCCAUUGUGGUCAUGCUUGUGCCUGUGUGUGUCUGAGGAUUACAACUCGUGCUGCUCCAACAUGGAAGGCACCUUGGACUACGCAGCGGAUCUGUUCCCUCAUCCAGAUUUGUGGCAAAAUGACAGCUUCCUGGUCAACAUGAUGGUUGCUAACACCAGCUCAGUUUACACGGCUAUGAUGUCGCCUAUAAUGGACAAAACAAUCAACAUACUUAUGAUAAUUGUAUUAUUCAUCACCAUGGUUUCACUGGGAUGCACCAUGGAGGUGUCCAAGAUCAAGAGUCACAUAGUGAAACCUAAGGGUGUGGUGAUAGCAGUGCUGGCCCAGUACGGUGUUAUGCCUCUGACAGCGUUUUGCUUAGCUAAGGCAUUCCAGUUGGCUGAAAUUACGUCUGUAGUGAUUCUGAUCUGCGGCUGCUGUCCUGGUGGAAGCCUCUCCAACAUCCUGGCCCUUGCUCUGCAGGGAGACAUGAACCUCAGCAUUGUGAUGACUUCCUGCUCCACGUUGCUGGCUCUGGGCAUGAUGCCUCUGCUGCUGUACCUCUACUGUCAGGGCUUCACUAACCUGCAGGACUUCGUGCCCUACGUCGACAUCACUAUUUCGCUGUUCAUGAUUCUCAUUCCCUGCAGUGCCGGCAUCCUCAUUAAUUAUUACAGGCCGCAGUAUGCAAAGUUCAUCACAAAGGUAGGCCUCACUAUCAUGAUGAUUUCUGUAGUUGGGAUUGGCAUCAUUUCCAGCAUUGCCAUCAGAGGCUCCAUCCUGACAGUGCUGUCUCCUCCACUCAUGGCCAUCGGCUCUCUCAUGCCUUUUAUAGGCUACUCCUUCGGAUACAUCAUCUCCUCGCUGUUUAAGCUCAACCAAGCGGAACGGAGGACGGUCGCUAUGGAAACAGGCUGUCAGAACAUCCAGCUCUGCAGCACUAUUCUGAAGAUGGCCUUUCCCCCGGAAAUGAUCGGCCCUCUGUUUCUGUUCCCCUUGGUCUACGUGUCCUUCCAGAUGAUGGAGGCAGGUGUGCUCAUCGUGCUGUUCUGGUGUUACCAAAGGUUCACAUUCACAGAGAAAGAGACGUACCAGCCAGCUAACGCUGAAGACAAGUUGAAAGUGUCCUCUGAGGGGACUGUAUGAUGGAGGACCAAAGACUCUCCAGCCUGAUGGGGACUAGACAACGCCCUGCAGCUCGCUGAAAGGGCUCCUGCACUACUUGAAACAAAUAAGAUGUAUAACUGUCAGAAAGCAAAGUGAUUUGAGACUGGGAGAAUUCAGAGUAUUUACUUCUGAAUUGUCAGUUGACAACUUGUAAUUGACAAACACAAAACUCAUGAUUUAAUUAAAACGGUUUUAUUGUUUUAGUCAAUUGUCUUCCUAAACCAUACAAACGCCCAUCAUAUUUUUUUUCCCCCCACUGAAAAUAAAAUCCUUAUUUACAAAAAUGUUGCAUUUUCCAAACUCUUGUCUACACGUUCAGUCACCACAGUAACAUCAGUCACAGUACCAACAAGUAUAAUACACACGUAUGUAAAAUCAAAGUCUGCAAUG